This is a messenger RNA of Mangifera indica (mango), 1050 nucleotides long. Its product is annotated as protein IQ-DOMAIN 10-like. Gene Ontology annotation, molecular function: protein binding. Bases 42 to 914 code for a protein of 290 amino acids. The record is from RefSeq and is a predicted model, not a curated record. Lineage: Eukaryota; Viridiplantae; Streptophyta; Magnoliopsida; Sapindales; Anacardiaceae. The transcript has 6 exons.
UCCGCCCAACUGCAUCUCCCACUUCUGUCUUCUUUAUAAAAAUGGGUUCAGGGGACUGGCUUAGGUCAUUAGUUUGCGCAAAAGGAUUGAAACACAAACAAGGAAAGGUGCAUUCAGCUUCUGAAAAAUCAAAUGGAGAGACUCCGAAUGACUCCAACGGCAACGCAAAUGGUGGUACUCAAAGCAUUCCUGGUUUACCCAGGAAAUCAGUUGAAGAUAAAGCUGCAAGUCGGAUUCAGAAAGCUUUCCGGGCAUAUAGGGCAAGAAAGUCGAUUCGCCGGAUUAGGGGCACAGGGAGAUUUAACAGGUUGAUCCAAGACCAAACUGUUCAGAAGCAAGCCUCAAAUGCAUUGAGCUGCAUUCAUUCAUGGUGCAACAUACAGGCACAGAUAAGAAACCGCAGACUUUGCAUGGUGAUGGAAGGUCGGCUGAGGCAGAAGAAGCUAGAAAAUCAGUUGAAACUGGAGGCUAAACUUCAUGAGUUAGAGGUUGAAUGGCAUAAUGGCUCUGAAACCAUGGAGGAAAUUCUUUCCAGGAUACAACAGAGAGAAGAAGCAGCAGUUAAGCGUGAGCGGGCCUUGGCAUAUGCGUUUUCUCACCAGUGGAGAGCAAACUCUACCCAGUAUCUGGGGCAUACUUAUUUCAGUAUUUGCAAAGAGAACUGGGGUUGGAGCUGGAUGGAGCGCUGGAUUGCAGCAAGACCCUGGGAAGUCAGGGUUAAUGCCAAGCCCAUCAACGCAAAGAAAAUCAAGACAAAGCAGGUAAGCAAUGGGGAUAAUGUCACCAACCAGCCAGAGUUGAAGUUAACACUAGUCCCAAAUAAACCUGCUUCAUCAAACGGGAAUAAAACUGCAAAAGCAAAGAAAUCACCCAUCCAAACUGCUGAAAACCUAGCUGCCCAAGAGACUCAAUAGCAGCUUGCAAAUGAGUGACAAAAAUUUAUAGGCCCCGUUCUGGAUUUGUGUUUUGCUUUUUGCUCAGUUGGAUUCUUGGAUUGGUGUGAAAUUUUUUUCUGUAAGCGUUUGAAAUAAUAGAACAAAUCUUCUGAUA